UUCAGAAAUAGGAUGGCUGAUGAUGUUAACCAUGGCAGUAAAGAUAACCGGAAAAGCUUUCUCAGUUCAUUCGAUGAUGUUGAUCAAUUCCUUGAGGCUAGUGAAUCUGUUGACGAAGAUGCCGGAAAUAAAACAACUGAUAUCGAGAUCACAACCGAUCUUGGUAGCAGUACAAGCAUGCUAAGUCCUGCCUCCCCUAUGCCAUUUUUGAACAAGUCUUUUGAUGGAAAGUUUCAACCUCGCAAUCCGAUUGCAGAAGUAAUGUCAGAAACUGAAGAGUCCAUGUCCCACGAGGAGCAGAUACACUCAGACACUCCUUUACCACAUGUUGACACACCUCUACCGAAUCCAGAAGAUUACCCGGUCUCUUCCAAUCCUGAUUCAGAGAGUUCAGAUGAACUGACUGUUCAUCAAGAAUCUGACUCUCUGAAUACAGAGGCCUUAAAAUUAAUGGCAGGAAUGAAAUCAUUGCAUAUAAGUACAGACAUCAACGUUUCUGGAGAUAAGAAUAUCAUUGAAAAGCAAGUUGAGGAUCAAAUUGUCAAUUUUCAAAGAGGCCUCUCUGCUGAACUACCACCAAAUGAAUCUCUUGCUAUCCCGAGUUCUGUCAUGAAAGAGUCCAACCUUCUGGAUAAAGUGUCAUUCAUGGAGAGUAGUCUUCCUAAAGACAACACCUUGAUGGCCACCGGAGCAUCAAUAGCAGACCUGCCCCUGGAGGAAGAUUUUGAGAAGAACGAGUCUCCAGUGAUAAGAGAAGAGGAGACCCCUAGCGAGGAGACUCCUAGUGAAGUUAAGGUGUCCGAGGUGGAAGAAGAAGUCGAUAAGAUUCUUCAGGAUGUUAAAUCCUCCGAACGUGACUACUCGAGUGACCAGUUUGAAAGUUAUGAGGAUGUUUCAGACAACGACAAGUUUAAUCGUCCGGAUGAAAUGCGACUUGCACCUGCAGAAUCCCCUUCGAAAACUGCUUAUUCUCCUAUGAAAACAACUUUAAACCCGUUCGAAUCGACGCCCAUUGAUAUGGACAGGUUCCAGGACCGCACUACUGGUUUUGACUUAAGUCCAGUACUAAGCAAAAGAGAUCCUCACCUCAAGGAUAACAAUGAAGUGGACACACAAGGGGAGACAAAAGGGAAACCUUCCCAGUCACAUGAAACUAUUUCAACUACAAAUCCUGAUUAUUCCCAGGAGAAAGAUAUGGCUUAUUAUCUGGCAAAAAUAAAAGCGAAAGCUGCCCAAAAGAGUCAAGAGAUAAGGUCCAGUAUAGAGAGCAGUAGAGCAUCAGAUUCCAGGUCAGAUAAAACUCCUGAUUCUGAGUUUGUCAAACCAAAAACUCCUGCCCCUAAGAAGAAAGGACAGGACACUAAAAAGUUUACGAGCAGCAUCAAGAAACCAACUAUCACAACGAAGGAUUCAGGACCCUCAAAAAGUAAAGUUCCUGUUAGGACUUCCUCGGCUAAAUCUAAAAUAGUGGCACAGUCCCCCGUUGCAGCUUACAUUAGGGGUAAACCUAAACCUUCUCAUCAAAAUGAUGGGAAAAAUAAUGUUAACUUGUCCAAACAGAACCUUGGUAACACAUGGACAUGUGCGUUAACUGACAAGAGUCUUGUGGAGGUCAUUCAAGCAGACGGAGAUGUGGAAGCGUGGAAGGAGUUGUAUAGGCGCACCCAGGAGGAGUUGCGCCAGGUUCAGGAGCAGCUGCAGGAGACACAGCGUGCGCACAAGGAGCGUGUCAGCACCCUCAAGACAGCACACUCGCAGGAGCUCCACAAGUACAAGCAGGACGUGUAUGUGCUGCAGUCGCGGGUGAAAAAUGCCGGGAAUGCGGGUGCUGGAGGAGGUGGAGGAGAUGCGGACUCCAGAGUGGAGCAUCUUAACAAACAAGUUGCUGAACUGGAGAACCUUCUUAGUGGGUACCAGUCGGAGAAUGUUAAGGUCUAUGAGGAGAUGAGAGGUCUAAAAGAGCAUCAGAAGGACGAAAUAACGCGACUCUUUCUAGAAAAUAAAGAUCUGGCGUCCAACAACGUUGCUCUGAAGCAAUUACUCGAACAGAAAGAGGCGUCAGUACGACAGUUGCAGCAGAACCAACAAACCCAACUUCUAGCAGACAAAGUGUCAAACCUGCCCAAACUAGCAGCUUUACAAGCUGAUCUAGACGACUACAAACACAGGGAGAUAAUGUACCAACAGCGUGUAACUGUUUUAGAGGGCCGUGUCGGAGGGGGACCCAGGGAGUUUAGUGAUGCUGCUGUUAACUCUUCUCUUGUACAGGUGGACCAACAGAUAACCACUCUGGUAAAAGAGCAAACCCAAGAAAGGGACCAGCUUUACGAGAAAUUGGAGAACUUGCUCCGCGAAAACGCCGACCUCAGGACUGACAAAGAUCUGCUGCGACGGCGUGAGGAUCGCAUUGCUGAACUUCAGCAUGCAGUGAAACUUUUGCAGAGUACUGAACAUGAACAGAAGUUGGUUGCAACGGCCUCAGCUGAAAAUGUCAGGACCAUUAGCGAUUUAAAACGACAGAUUGCUGAAUUAGAGUCAGCCCUACACAAGCGUCAUCCUGAUUCAAUUACAGCACUCAUUGCAGCCACUACACCUGUUGAUAACUCAGCUAAGAUCCUAGAAAUGCAGGAGACUUUAUUCUGGUCAAGAGAAUAUGAGGGCUAUAUCGCAAAACUGAAAACUGAAAAAAGUUCUGAAGUUGAACUAAGCAAGGUGCAGCAAAUGAACAGAGUUUUAAGAGAGAAAGUUAUCAGACUUGAGGAAUCCCUGGCCGAAGCGCAGUCUCGUGCUGUUAAAUUAGAACAAGAGAGUCGUGAUCUCAGAGAUGGUCAAAUACCAACUGGGGAGAUUAAACGGAAGAUGGGGCUGUUGAAUGAGAAGCUGAGAGUUCAGGAUCAGCAGAUGGUACAGUUAAAAUCUCAACUGCUGCUUGCUGCACCUCUGACAAUUAAAAAACAAUAUGAUCCUGAACACUUUGAGGGAAAACAUAUUUCAGAGGUGCGAAAAGAAAACUCAAUUCUGAAAACUAAAUGCGAUCUUCUGAAGAUAGAAAACGACCAGCAGAAGUCCACAUUACUGGGAAUGAAAGUCACCCAUGAGACAGAAGUAAUGCGGCUCUCUGAGGAGCAGUCAACUAAAAUGGACAAGCUCAUCCAACACCACGAAGGAGAGCGACAGAAGCUUGUUACACAGCACGCGGCACGCUUUGCAGAAUCUGAGGUUGCACGGUUAACAAAUAAAGUGGAGACUCUGGAGCUUCAAGUGUCACAUUACAGUGAACAAGCAGGCCAUCUGCCCAAACUGCAAACUGAGACUCAGAACUUGAGGAAUAAGGAGAAAACACUUGUGGAACAGAUAACGAAACUAGGCAGAGAACUUGAGGAGACGGCAGCUCAGCAGCCCCCUUCGUUACACCAGUAUAAAACAAUACAGCAGAGAGUUGAAAACAUGGAACGUGCUCAUAAGAAUCAGACCGGUCAACUUCAGGAUACUAUCGAUAUACUCCAAAAAGCGAAGGUUAAGGUUGUUAUAGCAGCGAACACAUCAUCAAGAAAUAUAAGAGCAGCUGAUAGAAAAGAACCUUCAAAUUGAACGAUUUCAGAACGAGAUAGACUCUAUAAUAAGCCUUUGUAUGGAGCUGCAAUCACAUGGUAUAGUUUUACCUAAACGGCACAAUCUUGGACAAUUCCACCUGUGAUCAUCAGGGCACCCCCACCAGUGACGUGGGUCCUGGUGAACAUGUUGUCAUUAUUCAAUGAGCUUUGCCUAUUUGAGGGGCAAUUCUGUUUGAUAAUCUAAUAAGUAAAUUCCGCACAAAAUGUUGCGUUAGUUGGUCACUUCUCACGACCGUCUUUUAACCUUGUUGUUUUGUUUUUACCAGUAUAAUAUUUUGUAUUUAUGUAUGUAUAUUAUCAUAAUUUCUCAUCUAAUAGUUUUAAUAUCCUUCAUUUUUACUCCGUUCUAAAUCUAUUUGUAGCCGGCCUUUACGAUUGUCGAAACUGCCGCCAAUAACUGAUCUUUAAGAAGCUCGAAUUUUUCAAUUUCUGCUAGAUUAUGUUAAAAUUGAUGUCUUGAUGCUUUGAAAUGAAAUCGUAAUUGUGACGUUUUGAACUGACACCGGCUUAUGUCCAAUGUUCAGUUUUAGUCAAAUGGCGGUUUAUUUAAUGGGAACGGACGGGAACGCGCAGCGGCCGAACGUAUAUUUCUCUACGUGUCUAAGGACCUGUGCGCAACACCGCGCGUUCUGUGAUCUUUAGGGGACUAUUUAUACGUGGAAUACGUGGUGGGAAAAUCUUUCGAAUAAAAGCCCCAAAUUAACCGUCUACUUU
Molecule: messenger RNA, 4328 nt
Organism: Bolinopsis microptera
Lineage: Eukaryota; Metazoa; Ctenophora; Tentaculata; Lobata; Bolinopsidae
Product: centrosomal protein of 162 kDa-like
Exons: 14
Coding region: 13-3591 (1192 amino acids)
Biological process (GO): cilium assembly
Cellular component (GO): centriole; axonemal microtubule; centrosome
Source: RefSeq, a predicted model, not a curated record